This is a messenger RNA of Fukomys damarensis (Damara mole-rat), 11184 nucleotides long. RefSeq names its product protogenin (gene Prtg). Gene Ontology annotation, cellular component: plasma membrane; axon. Gene Ontology annotation, biological process: axon guidance; cell-cell adhesion. NCBI's taxonomy places the organism in Eukaryota, Metazoa, Chordata, Mammalia, Rodentia, Bathyergidae. Gene Ontology annotation, molecular function: protein binding. The coding region runs from base 1 to 3474 and encodes 1157 amino acids. The transcript has 20 exons. The record is from RefSeq and is a predicted model, not a curated record.
AUGGCCCGAUCGUCCACUAAGUACAAGCCAGCAAGAGGCGUGUGGUGCUUUAGUGAACUGUUUUUUAUAAGAGAACCACAGGAUGUAACUGUCACAAGGAAGGACCCAGUCUUUUUAGAUUGCCAGGCCCAUGGAGAAGUUCCUAUUAAGGUCACGUGGUUGAAAAAUGGAGCAAAAGUGUCUGAAAAUAAACGUUUCCAGGUUCUUUCCAAUGGCUCUUUGUACAUCAGCGAAGUGGAAGGCAAGCGGGGAGCCCAUUCUGAUGAGGGAUUUUACCAGUGUUUGGCAGUGAACAAAUACGGAGCCAUCCUGAGUCAAAAGGCGCAUCUCACCUUAUCAACCAUUUCUGCAUUUGAAAUUCAGCCGAUUUCCACGGAGGUCCAGGAAGGGGGAGUUGCGAGGUUUGCAUGCAAGAUUUCAUCAAAUCCUCCUGCAGUGGUGACGUGGGAGUUUAACCGGACGACUCUGCCUAUGAUGACGGACAGGAUGGCCGCCUUGCCCUCAGGAGUGCUGCAGAUCUACAACGUGGGCCCGGGAGACAGGGGCAGCUACUGCUGUGUAGCUGCCACUGUGGCCCACAGGCGCAGGAGUGCAGAGGCUGUGCUCACCGUCACCCCAGCUAAGGAGUCCAAACCCUUCCACACUCCAACCAUCAUAGCCGGGCCCCAGAAUGUCACCGCCUCUCUCCACCAGACGAUAGUUUUGGAGUGCAUGGCCACUGGGAAUCCCAAGCCGAUCAUUUCUUGGAGCCGUCUUGAUCACAAGUCCAUCGAUGUUUUUAAUACUCGAGUGCUUGGAAAUGGCAAUCUCCUGAUAUCUGACGUCAGGUUGCACCAUGCUGGGGUGUACGUGUGUAGGGCCACCACCCCAGGCACCCGCAACUUCACAGUUGCCAUGGCAACCGUAACUGUCCUAGCUCCUCCUUCCUUUAUCGAAUGGCCAGAAAGUUUAACAAGGCCUCGAGCCGGCACUGCUCGGUUCGUGUGCCAGGCUGAGGGGAUCCCUGCACCCAAGAUGUCCUGGCUGAAAAAUGGACGGAAGAUGCACUCAAACGGCAGAAUUAAGAUGUACAGCAGUAAACUGGUAAUUAAUCAGAUUAUUCCCGAAGAUGAUGCCAUUUACCAGUGCAUGGCCGAGAACACCCUGGGGUCUGUCCUGUCUCGAGCCCGGCUGACGGUGGUCAUGUCAGAGGACAGGCCCAGCGCCCCCUGCAAUGUGCACGCAGAGACAGUGUCCAGCUCAGCCAUUCUGCUGGCGUGGGAGAGGCCCCUCUACAAUGCAGACAAGGUCAUCGCUUACUCAGUGCACUACAUGAAAGCAGAAGGUCUGAAUAAUGAGGAGUAUCAAGUAGUCCUUGGGAACGACACGACUCAUUACGUGAUCAGUGACUUGGAGUCGGCCAGCAACUACACGUUCUACAUCGUAGCCUACAUGCCGCUGGGGGCCAGCCAGAUGUCGGAGCACGUGACCCAGAGCACCCUGGAAGACGUUCCGCUGAGGCCGCCGGAGAUAAGCCUGACGAGCCGCAGCCCCACUGACAUCCUCAUCUCCUGGCUGCCCAUCCCAGCCAAGUAUCGCCGGGGCCGCGUGGUACUGUACCGCGUGUCCGUGCGCCUGAGCACUGACAGCACCGUCCAGGUCCUGGAGCUCCCGGGCACUUCGCACGAGUACCUACUGCAGGGCCUGCGGCCAGACAGCAUCUACCUGGUGCGCGUCACCGCGGCCACCCGGGUGGGGCUGGGAGAGGCGUCAGUGUGGACCUCGCACAAAACACCCAAGGCCACCAGCAUGCAAGCCCCCAGGUCUCCGGAGCUGCACCUGGAGCCUCUGAACUGCACCACCAUCUCUGUGAGGUGGCAGCGUGACACCGAGGACCCUGCGGCCGUCCAGGGCUACAAGCUGUUCUACAGGGAGGAAGGACAGCAGGAGCGUGGGCCCAUCGUCCUGGCCCCCGGCGAGCUGCUGCACACACUCAGCGGCCUGGACCCCAGAAGAAAAUACCAUGUGAGGCUGCUGGCUUACAGUAACAUCGAAGACGGCUACCAGGCUGACCAGACAGUCAGCACGCCAGGAUGUGUGUCCGUGCGUGAUCGCAUGGUCCCUCCACCGCCGCCGCCCCACCAUCUCUAUGCGAACGCCAACAGCUCCUCUUCCAUCUUCCUGCAUUGGAGGAGGCCCGCGUUCACAGCCGCACAGACCAUCAACUACACGGUCCGCUGCAACCCCGUGGGCCUGCAGAAUGCCUCGCUGGUGCUGUACCUGCAGACAUCGGAAACUCACAUGCUGGUCCAGGGUCUGGAGCCGAGCACCCGGUAUGAGUUUGCUGUCCGGCUGCACGUGGGCCAGCUGUCCAGCCCCUGGAGCCCCGUGGUCCACCACACCACACUUGCGGAAGCGCCAGCAGGCCCCCCGGUGGGACUGAAAGUGACGCUGAUCGAGGACGACACUGCCCUGGUUUCUUGGAAACCCCCCGGUGGCCCCGAGACAGUCGUCACGCGCUACACGAUCCUGUAUGCACCCAGGAAGGCCUGGAUUGCGGGCGAGUGGCAGGUCCUUCACCGAGAAGGGGCGAUCACCAUGGCUUUGCUAGAAAACCUGGUGGUGGGAGAUGUGUACAUCGUCAAGGUCUCUGCGUCCAACGAGGUGGGAGAAGGGCCCUUUUCCGACUCUGUGGAGCUGGCGGUGCUUCCAAAGGACCCUUCUGGGUCGAAUCAGAGGCCCAAGCGUUUGGAUUCUGCUGAUGCCAGAGUGCCCUCGGGAUAUUACCGUCUGGACCAGAAGUCGAUGACGGGCAUCACGGUGGGUGUGGGCAUCGCCUUGACCUGCAUCCUGGUCUGUGUGCUCAUCCUGAUUUGCCGGAGCAAGGUCAGGAAAUCAUCUGCCUCCAAGACGGCGCAGAACGGAAGUCAGCAGCUGCCCCACGCUGGUGCCUCCACGGCUCCUGUGAAUGAGGCGGGGAAGAAGCUGGACAGAGCUGUUGAAAACCGGGAGUCCUCGACGCCAGGGAUGGUUCCUCGCAGCUUCAUCGAUGCCAAGGGAGGAUCUGACCUGAUCAUUAAUAGCUAUGGUCCUGUAAUUAAAAACAACUCUAAGAAGAAAUGGUUAUUUUUCCAAGACUCUAAGAGAACGAGAGCUGAGCAGCCUCAGAGAAGGUUUCCUCCAGCCUCGUGCUUCUACCAGCCAGGCACCGCGGUGCUGGUCGGCAGCCAGGACUCACCCGGCUCCCCGGGCCCAGCCACCAGCUUCCCCAGGCCCCUGGGUGCAGCUGUGGACGCGGAGCCCUCGACACAGAGCGAGGGCAGCCAGGACACGGGCGACUCGGGGCGGUUCUCCCACGAGUCCAGCGCUGAGCUGCGCCUGUCGGCCUCCCUGAGCGGCUCACCCCCCAGCUCAGGCUCCCUGGUGGGCAGGGAGGCAGCGGGCGAGCGCGCUCUGGGUCAAGGCAAGGGCCCUGUGGUCCAGGCCAGGCCAUGACCACAGCGCAGCCUGCACGGACAGUGAGCAGCCCCCAAGCCUUCCAUGAAAAUCCUGGUGUCCUAUCGGGUGCCUCAACCGUUUUUGAAUGUGUUUUUUUUUUUUUUUCCUUAAACUCACUGUUUUGAAUGUUUCAUUGUCAGCAAUGUGAAGGGACAGUCAAGAUAUUUGACUGUGUUACAAAAUGCAUCACUGGAGCAGAGGGAGACUCUGGAAAGGCCCUUUGCUGAAUAUCUACCUCAGUCUGCCAGGCGGCAAACUCUGAAGAGAGCUUCCUUACCUCCUGUAGCGUAGUGUGUCUCGGCGACACAGCCAGUGAUACUUCCUGUAGCGUUUGUUUUCAUUGCUGCGUGGUGUGGUGUGUGUGAGCGAGGGAGUCCCAUAGGGAGAUGAGCGAGAACGUUUACCUGAAGCUCUGUUUCUUUGUAAACUGAUGCCACCGUCAUUUGGAUAAUUUAACACCUCUGGCUGUGAGGACCAUCAAGGAACGCGGGACUGUUGAUUUUAGUGAGCAACCGGGACGAGUGUAUCUCUCCGGAGAGCGGAGACACGUAGUGGUGCUGCACAGUUAAGGCUUGAGGCUUGGCCGGUACCUUCCGCCUCCACCGACCUGGUCCUCAGCUCCUCCACUGUUGGUUGCCAAACCCAUACAGAGAAUGUUUUUUUAAAGAAAAUGGUUAGGAUUUCCUGUUUUCUUUAUCCCGGUUUGGCUGAGAGGGGUGAAGAAAUUUAAUGCAAUAAUAUUAAGAAUGAAGAUAAAUGCAAUAGUAGACAGUAAAAUGGACUUGAGGUUAUCGUGGUUAACAGUGCCUUCCAGUAUGUAUUAUGAAACUUUUGCCUUAGACCUGUUUAAUGUUCCUGGAGUAGUUUGGAACGGGAUUAUAAAAAGCUGCCUUAAGAGUUAUCAGUAACUAUUUUUAAGUAUCUUAUCUUACCAAGGCUUUUCUUUUUAAAUGCAGGUUUUGUUGAGGGGCAUUCAGAACUGUUCCACCCGCUUGUUAAAUUUUCUUAAAUUCUUGAAAGCGUUUGGUCCUCUAUGUGAUCAGUGCUGUGAAGAAAGAGCGCUGGCUCCAGCAGUGAGUUUACCCUCUUGCUCUUUUCAGGUCAGCAAAUUAUUCUCAGAGCCACACAGUGUGGGCCUCUCUCAGUCAUGAGACAGUUCCCGGGGUGUGGAGCCCUGGGCGGGGAUGGGGAAUUGAACACAUGACACAGGAGGCCCAGCCUCCAAAAAGUACUCUUUCAGAUUUUCCAGAAACGACUUUGGAGCCUCAAACCCUUCAUGGUUUCCCUUUGAGAUCUUCUGUUUAUGGAUGGGGCAGGGCCACGUCAGUGGUGUUCUAAAAUCAAAGAAUUUCGCUGGAUGAUAGUCCCGUGUCACCUGCGAACCUGAUGACUGGUGAUGUAGCAUUGAAAAUGUUUCACAGCUGUAGUUCUGUGGGAAGCUGGGUGUGUGGAGAAGCACAGCAGCACGCGGUGCGGCCCGGUGAGAGGCGUCCACCCCAUGCCGUCCCCGCAGCAGAGCGGCUUCGUGGCAAAGUGGAAAAGCAGAGCUUCAGGCCACAGUCUGGACACAUGAGCGUGCUCCUCACGUGGUGGCUCCUGUUUAUACUACCUCCUUUAACCUUGUGCUAGUGUUAUUUUUCCUGUACUCAGGGAGCGUUUUGUUACUUUUGAGCUGCCUCGUGGAAGCGAGGGCAGAUUGACAGGGUAUGGCGUAUGGGGUUCGAAAGUAGAAAUAUGUGGGUUCAGCUUUAUCAGUAUCCAGAAUUGGGCAGUACAAAGAGAUCGUUUGAUCUUUUAAACUAAAAAGACAAACAGCACCGAGAGGGGGCAUCCAUCACAGUGACGGAAGAGGUGUCGUGGUGGAUGGGUUCACAGCGUCCUCUGUGUGGGAGACAUCUGGAGAGGGAAACUGUCUGGGUACUGAUGAGGAGGCCCUUACCUAUGAUAGAUCGCUAGGCUGUAACUUUGCUAACCAUUUACCAGUACAGUUCUACCUUUUCAUUUUGUUCUUACACAGACUUUUUCAUAAUAAUCCUGUUACCAAAGAAUUUUCAGUAGAAAGUGAAAUUUUUAUCAUAAUUCCCCAAAUUGAAUUAAGUAGAAACAGCUAUAGAUAUGAAGUGUAUGCAAGUGGUUACUAACCCAAAAUAAUAGGGUAUAUAUUGGUUGUAGUGAAGUAGGCUAGUAAUGUUGACUACCUUUUCAGUACCAGAGCAUUUAAAAUGAACUGUAAUACUUUCUUUACCAGCACAUAGUUCUAAAGAAUUUCAAGUAUAUUUUUUUCUUCAGCAAGUAAAUCUUCAAUGAUACAGUAUUAAAGUAUUUUUAAAUUGUUGAAACUACUUGUUGGAGAGAAAAAAAAUCCUUUUACCAAAACUGUUUUGGUCUCACUGAAUAAUGUACAGCAAAGAUUUUUUUUUUUUUAACUUGGACACAGCAAGCUUCUUUGAAGUCUGAAGCAUGAAACUGUGACCAAAAUGUGAAGUCCAUCACUUCUCAGUGCGACUUCACAGCAUUUCAACUCCAUAGGGGCAUAUAUGCAAGCGGUAACUGUUGUUCUUUCCAAAGAUUUAUGCGCUGUAAGUACUGAUACAUGCAUGUCAUUUUUAUGCCAAAUGUUUCAAGAUACUGCUCAUCAGUAUUUUCAUACCAAAGACCAUUAAAAUAUAUAGUUUAGCCUAUAAUAAGUAAAGAUGAGCAGAUUUGAAAUAAAUUUAUUUAGAGUGGAUAGGGAAUCUAGCUUUAGUAGUAAAAGAUAUCGAAGGGCUGAGUUUACAUAAUUAAAAGCAAUACAGUUAUAUUGGUAUUUAUCAGUGUUUUUAUUCAAGUACUUUGUAUCAGCAAAUUAAAAAGAAAACCAAAGAUAUUUAAGGUUACCCCGCAUAUAGACAAGUUUAGUUGUACACUAAGUUGUUGCUUCUUGUCUCUGUGUUAACUGAACAUGUCUCUGCAGAGCCCAGCCUGUGGACAAACAGCACACGCGGGACUUUGCAUCCCACCUGCUGCUUCCGCCCAGGACGUUUGUGCCCAGGGCUGUGAUGCUUCACUAAGCACCCUCAGUGUGAGAGAAGCCAACAGAAAUAGCAACAGGCUUUUCCAGUGCGGAGUCUUGGGGUGACCCUGAGUUACCUGAACAGCCCUCUUCCUGGGUAACUCAGGGGGCUCAUGGCCCCCCUCUGUCACAGGACUUGACAGACGGGAACCAGUCACUGCUGCAGUGGGCUGUGCUCCGGUAGCUAUGCUCUCCAGCACUGCUGGAGUGAAAUCCGGGUAUGGAAUUGAAAUGUUUUCACUGUGUUAGAGGAGCCUGGUUUUAAAAACCUUGAGUGAAGGGAAAAAUAAGUUUUCUGAAAUCUGAAAUUAUGUGAGGAUUAACCUAAAAGUAAAGGCACAAACUUAGCCACUAAGCGACCUUUAAAAUUCAGCUCCUCAGUGAGUGCUGUGCCCCGGCUUUGCAGACACACACGGUGCUUGCCGGGGAACAGUGGCAGUGGUUUGCACCGCACAUCUUGGCUUGGUCGAGGAUUUCUGCCAGAAGCGUGCUCGCUCGAGGCUGACAGCUCUGGGUUAUUGUUCAGAUCCACAGAAGAUGCCUUUGAAAACAAUUCAGAAUGUGUCACAGAAAGACGGAAUUAAAAGUCUCACUUUUAAGUGUAAGGACACCGCUGCAGCCCCACUUCAGCAGCGGCUCUUGUGAUUCACGUUUAUACGUAGCAACUUCUAUUUCAUUGAAUGUAAAGUUUGAAUACUGAUUGUAAAAAAAUUCCAACUGCAUUGAAAGUCAUGAUAAUUCCAAGACUAAAACAUAGUAUUUUGCAGACUUUGUUCCUCAGAAUUUUCUUCAUGAGUCUCUGAUAAAAUUGCCUCGCUUUAAUCAUCAAAAUACUUUGCAGUCUGUGAGCACAGAGCAGCGGGCUCUGGAGACCACCAUACAAACCAGUUAUCAAAUGGAGAAUUUUCCUGAUAAUUAGGAGAGCAUAGCCAUAGAGUUCUGUGUUAAGCUGACUUUACGACCAGGACAUAAGAUCACUGGCUAAUGCACUGUGUGUGUGUGUACAGGCUUUCAGCUUCUUGUUUUCUCCUUUUAAAUGCUACAAAGUAUUUAAGAUGGCAGUCUUUCAUUUUUACCAAAAAACUAUUAUUUUUCUGUUGCUCCUGAGGCAAACUACCAUGAGUUUGGUGGCCUCAAACAACACAGCUUUAUUAUCUUGAACUCUCAAGUCAGAAGUCUGACACGGGCCUCCCUGGGAGGGACUCAAGUGUUGGUGGGGCCUUGCUUCCCUUCUUUUCCAGCUCUCAAAAGCUGUGAGCCCCUCUCUUCAAAUGCAGCAUCUUGGUGUCUCUCUGACCCCAGCAGAGAAAGGCUCUCCAUGUGAAGGACUCGGAUAACCAGAUUAUCACUUGGAACCAGGACCCACUUGGAAACCCAGGGUGCCCUCCCACCUGUAGCCCCUAGGUUUCCUCACGUCUGCAGCUUCUAGGAGUUCAGCCGGAUGUCUGUGGGCAGUCGUUACUUUGUCUGUCCACGGAUGCACUGUUUCUCUGGAAUUCUGGUGGCUGCAACAUGUCUGUUUCAUUGAAAAGUUGAAAAUUUGAGGUCAUUUGCUCUUGAAAAAUCUUUUAAAUUUCAAAGAUGUGAAAAGCUUUGAUCCGUAGCUUACCAAAGGCAUGCACAGCUGGGAGUGGUAGUGAUGCCUGUGAUUCCCAACUACUCAGGCACUGAGGCAGGAGGAUCCCGUUUAAGCCAAGCCUGGGCAACUUAGAGAGGCCCUGUUUGAAAAUAAAAUUUUAGGACGUCGAGGCGUAGCUCAGUGAUCCCUUGAUCCAAGCCCCUGUUGGUGAUGAUGCGGCUUGAGGGAGUUACAUUACACUUUCUCUAUGAAACACUUGGAGAGAGUUUAGCUCUGAAUUUUUUCAUUGUGUGCUUCAUUAACAUAACAGGUCUGUGGUUUAACAGAAAUUUUCCCACAUACUUGCCUCUAACUGUAUGGAAUUUCAUAAAAACUCAGCACUUGACAGGAUCAUGCGUUUCAUUUUUGGUUUUCUCCUAAAAACACUUUUGCCGGCUGCCAUCUACAGCUGCUCCAGUGGCUUUGGUUUCGGCAUUCCCUGCGUCUUCUGACCUCAUGCACAUUGCUGUAUGUCCCAAGGUAGAUUCUCUUGUCGUUCUGUAUUGACUUCCGUUGUCCUUUUCCUAGAAAGCUUUAGAUCCUAAAGCCCUCAUUUGCAGUAAUUUCUAGGACAUUUCACGUCUAGACUGCAUCAGUUUUGAAGGCUGGUUCCCGAUUCUGUCCUAUUUCCAGCAUUUCUUCCUCUAAGAACGGAAAGCUGUCUCCAUUGUGCGGUGAGCACGAGGAGAAAUAAGCCGGCCCUUUCCCAGCCUCUCCUUCCCCUCUGGCCUCUCACUGAGCAGUCUGCACUGUGUCAGGCAUGGACUCUGUCCCUGCUGCUGCCACCCUCUGUCGCCCCCAUUCGGCUGUCAGCACCCUGAGGUUCCUGCUCCCGCCCCAUUUCACAGUGGAGCAGCCAAGACCAGAACCCAACUUGGGGCAGCUCCAGCGUGGCAGGGCUUCUAACUGUGGCACUGCCCGGGCUUGUGGUGCCCUCCGAAGUGAGGUCAGAUAGAAAUUUGUCUUUCGUCUGUGAAGACCAGUGUGUACCAAGCCAACAGCCUGUCAGCGGAUCCGUCCUGCACUCGGAACACAAGCAGCCGAGGGGCAUAGCUCACCUGGCCAGCUCCUAACCUCUCCUCUUCCAGAACCUUUUGCUUCCCUUAGCUGUAGUCACCCUGAAAGCUGAGGCUUGUGCCUGCAGCUCCCCUCAAAAGAUGAGGGCACAAAUUCUGGGGUCCUUGCCUUGUCAGACAUUUCCCUGUUAGGCUGGGUUUUCAGGAUUGGAUUUUAUCUUUUGAAAUUCUCCAUAGACCUCAUAUCUAAAUGGAAAUUUAUUAAUGGAAAAAAGCCAGGGGUGUAACUAGUGAUAGUUUAUUGCUAGAUCUAUAGAGCCAGUAGUUUUUUUGUUUUGGUUUGGUUUUUUGAGACAGGGUCUUGCUCUGUAAUUCAGGCUGGCCUCCACCUGGAGGCAGUCCUCCUGCCUCAGCCUCCCAAAUGCUGGGAUUACAGGCAUUUUCCGCUGCGCCUGGUUACCAAUAAUUUGUAUAUUAACUACCCACUGUUAUUUUAUGUUAACUAAUCAUACUAAUUUAAGAGAAGCAUAUAUAACAUGAGGCCUUGGAACUCCUAAACCUGAUGUUUGUGUUUUUGUUGUGGGGUGCUGUGCUGGGGAUCGAACCCAAGGCCACGCACAGAUCAGCAGCUGUAAGCACAUCCAACCCUUAAAAGAAGUGUUGGUAGGAAAGUUCCUAACCUAUUUUCCCUUCCUUGCCCAUGAAAUGUGGGUAAUUUGGGGGCAGAAUGGAGGAAUAGUUCUUUGAAAAUGUAAAAGAAAAUUCACGUGUAAAUAAUUAUAAUCCAGAAGUCACUUCUGCAAGGCUGUGAAACUUAUUUUACAGAAUUUUCCCCUUUAUAAGUCAGCAUUUCCAGUGACAUUUUCUUGAAGAAAUGUUUGUAGCUCCUUUACAAGUGAAACAACAAACAGUACAAGAAAGUGGUUAGUAAGGGAUAUGGCCCGGGUUUAAAUGCUCAGCCGCAGCGUGGCUGAGACCACAGGGGAGACAGGAGCUGGUCGUACUUCUCGGAGCAGUGAGUCUGAAUCAUUGCAUUCCACUUUAGGCUUUCACUUUGAUAUAUUGGCUUCUAACGAAUUAAACAGUUGAGGGUUCUUUUCUAACAAGUCUACUUUUUCAAGAUUGUGAGCAAUAUGACUUUUUGAAAACUAUUCAGGAUGAAUUGUAUGUAGAGCAAUGCAGACUGCCACCUACUCCUCAUUUAAAAACACCUACAUUUAAGGCUCAUUGGAGAAAUGAUGACUGUCAUCUUUUUCUUAUGAGAAAGGAACUCUUUUCCCUUUUUUGGUGCCAUCCAAUAUCACUCUCACUAUAAUUCGUAAGAUUCAGAAAGCUUUACAAAUUUUAUUUUUAAAAUUUAUGCUAAAGAAAUUUAUUUUUCUGUGGAACCAUCUUUAAAAAUGUCACAAAUAUCUUUAAAUUUUACCUUAAAGUAUAAUGCUUUGUGCUACCACAUCCUGGAUUCUGUUUUGUUUACAAAUGAAGAUUAUGACCGAUGUAACACACACAUUGCCUUAGCCACCGGUGGGGUAGAGACAUGUAUUAAGAAAGUUUGUCUGUUUGUUGCUGUUGUUGAAUGAAAUUUUAUGUGUGUAGGACUUUUUUCUACUUUCUUCAAAGAUGUGAAUUUAAUGGAAGUGUGGGAGCCAGUUAAAUGAUUUUGUGCUGCAGGUGUUCUGGGUCCUGGCACUCUGCACCGUGUUCUUUGAGGGCAGCGUUCGCAGACCUGCGAGUGGACCGCGGAGCUGAGCUGCACUAACUUUGUACUCAGGGGAGCAGCUCCGUGGGCUCCGUCGCGCGAAGAAAGCAAAUGUUUGCCUUGAUUGUGAAUGUACUUUUUAAUGUCCUCUGAAAACAUAGCUUGCUUAAUAAUGUGGGUUUGUUUUCUUUUUCUAGCAUCAAUAAUAAAUAUUUCUUAGUGUUUUCCCCCUCCCUGGGGUAGUUUGUAUUCUACCCCAUGGGUCAUGCCAAAAAUGAAUAAAGUUAAAAUGCCAAAAUGUUUAUGGAACUGCUGUCUAAAU